Molecule: messenger RNA, 879 nt
Organism: Stylonychia lemnae
Lineage: Eukaryota; Ciliophora; Spirotrichea; Sporadotrichida; Oxytrichidae
Source: the annotation of a GenBank genome assembly
AUGGGCUUUUUCAAUUCUCAAGAACUUACCCAAGAUUAGCUAGUUGAAUUCCACAAAUAUAAGCAUCAGUCACCUAAGACUACACUUGAGCAAUUUUAUGUUAAUACACUGCUUGUUCCUUUGGAAAAGGCUUUUCCUAAAAAUUGGUCUGCUAAUGCAAUCACUAUAUUAGGAUAAAUUCCUAUCAUCCUAACAGUAUUCUUAAUUUGGACAGAGAACAAAAAUUUUGGGAGAAUUGACGACAAUUUGUUUUUCUUAGUAGCAGUUUCAAUCUAAUGGUUUUCUCUCUUUGAUGUUAUGGAUGGAAUGCGUGCUAGGAGAACUAAAACAGGCACACCAUUAGGUAGGAUAGUCGACGAAGCUAUGGAUUAGCCAACUUAUGCGUGUGCAGGUCUGGCAAUCGGCUACAUGCUUAGAAAUGAUCAAGUAUUUUACUGUAUAAGCUUCUCCUUGAUAAACCUUCCUUUUUAUACAAUGGAGUUGAAACAUAAGGUAUGUAGUAACCUUCAUAUGAUAAUGGGAGAGAUAGGACCAGUUGAAUUAGAACUAGUUUUCACAAUAUUGUUUGCUUUUGUAGGGUUUUAAGGGUCAGAAAUAUUUGAAGGAACUCUGUGCUCAUUCUUUGGUAUGUAAGACCAGUGUUUCUUGGGAGGACUCUAAUAAAGACAUUUAUACUCUGUCUUGGUAAUCUUUCUAUUGGUUAUUUUCACAUUCGACAAUCUAUAUGAUGCUUUUAAGAAAGAUUUGAAAGAUUCUUUAAAACUUUUAAUUGUUCCAGGCACUAUUUUACUUCAACUAUCAAAUGGUAUUCACAUCUAUGAUCUUGAAGUUGAUGCUAUUAAAUAUGAGUAAAAGACCGUUUGGCCUAAUUCAUAUUGA